Molecule: messenger RNA, 1726 nt
Organism: Lates calcarifer (barramundi perch)
Lineage: Eukaryota; Metazoa; Chordata; Actinopteri; Centropomidae
Product: B-cell receptor-associated protein 29
Exons: 8
Coding region: 145-873 (242 amino acids)
Biological process (GO): endoplasmic reticulum to Golgi vesicle-mediated transport; intracellular protein transport
Cellular component (GO): endoplasmic reticulum membrane; endoplasmic reticulum
Source: RefSeq, a predicted model, not a curated record
UGGAAUGAAUUGACUACCUCCCGCUCUUAAACAAAAUGAGAACAACAGCCUGUGAUACUUGUGCUGAAGAGUUAGAAUAGAUUUAUAGAGAAAAGUCUAAAGAUAGCAAAAAGCUAUGAAUGACUGCUGUGGAUUUCCUGUUGUAUGAAGAAAUCAGUCACAAUGACUCUACAGUGGACGGCUGUGGCUCUCUUCCUCUAUGGAGAAAUAGCAGUCAACCUCAUCUUGUGUUUACCCUUCAUAUCAGCAAAGAGAUGGCGUUUGGUUUUCAGCUGGAGAAUAUGGAACUGGUUAUCGCCAUAUUGGAACAAAUGCUUCUUUACUAUGAUCAUGGUCCUUAUUGUUCUGUUCCUGGAUGCUGUCCGUGAGGUGCAGAAGUACUCGGGUCCUGAGCCCAUGCAAGAUGCCAAGGUGAACCCCAAUGUGUACGACCACGUCCACAUGAAGCUGUUCAGAGCCCAGAGGAACCUCUACAUAUCUGGCUUCUCUCUCUUCCUCUGGCUUAUCAUGCGUCGGGUUGUCACCUUGCUGAACCAGGUUGCCGUCACUUUGGAGAGCAGUGCAGGCCUUCAGGUGCAGAUGGACUCUGCUAUCAAAGCAGCCAGGCAGCACCAGGAGGACAACCGGAUGCUCAAACAAGCUCUCCUGGAUGACGAAAAAUCCAUGUCAGCAAAAAACCAGCAACUGAAGCUGGAGGUUGAAAAACUGGCAGCUCAACUGAAGGCUGCAGAGGAGGCUAUGCGCAAGUCUCAUGCUGAAGUGGAAGCCAUGAAGAGGCAGGCGAAAGGUCUGGCACAAGAGUAUGACAGACUAUUAAGGGAACACCAUCAACUCCAGAAUCUCCAGGGUCCUGAAGACAAAAAGGAUCAGUAACCACAGGAAUGCAGUCACGCUUGUUUUCUGUGUUGUUUCUCCUAUCUAUGGAUGCCUUUUCUCCUCAUUACACUAGAACUGAGUGCUGAAUGCAUUCGACCACCAGAAGCCAUAUUUGUAUUAUCAUUUUCAUUUAAGCCUGAACCAAGGCACGGGAUUUAACAAGCGAUAGACUGCAGUUUACAGGAUAAACACACUGGUAAUGUUUUCAAAUGCUGAAAAUUCUUCUUACGAAACUCUGUAUUUUGAACACACACACUGUCUUUUUGUAUGUUGCUUUAAUAAGUAUUCACUCUACAAAUGAAUAGAAAUAUUGUCCUUAUUUUACCCCAGGGGGCUCAUGCUUAUUGUGAAUAUUAAUAUUUAAAAAUGACUAAUAUCUGAUAAGUACCUCAGACCACCAUGCUAGUAUUCUCCUGUCAGCACACAAUGACCAAUGUAGAUAUUUUGGAACUACGUUAUUGCCAGUAUUUAUAGUAGUAAUGACUACUAAAUCACUGAUUGGACAACCAUAACAGUGUCUGUCACACAGCUAUCUCACAUCUGUUUGGAUUUGUUAUAAACCUACAAAAUAGACAAAAGCUGUUAAAUUCUUUUUAAAGUUCAGGGAGAGGGUUGCACUGGACGUGAUGAUUAUUAACAUCUUUUUAACAGUUCAAAUUCUUACAAAUACUGUAAAUAGUCUCUUUUUUGAGCUGCCUUUUAACCUUACUAAGCUUUCUGCAUGGUGGAUUGUCCUUCAAGCCAUGAUACAUAUAAUGUAGCAAACUGAUUUUGAGUUUGUUGACAGUUUGGUUGGUAUGUGACAAAGGCAUGGGCAUUGAAAAUAAAGAAAACCGUUCAUAGUGUGUUC